AGUUACCAGGUCAUAAAAUCCCAAAAAAAAAAGAAAAGCAAGUAUUAUUGUUCUGUGGUGUUUACAUUUUACAUCAUAUAAAAUAAAUUAAAAUUUUUCAGCAAACUAUACCACUUACAAUUAACGAAUGAAAAUAGUAUAAAUGGUCAAAACCAUGGGAACAAGUGUUCAAGCCGGUUCAGAAAGCACAGAUUCUGGAAAUAAGGAAGGACUUGGUAUAACAACAUCAUCAACCAUAGGUACAAGUGUUCAAGCAAGUUCAGAAAGCACAAAUUCUGGAAAUAAGGAAGGACUCGGUAUAUCAACUCCUAGUAGCAGAACUCACAAUGAAGAUGAUGGAGCCACAAGUAUACAGCAUACAUCACAACAAAAAAUAAUGGGGGAUGUAGCACUGACCCCAACAAAUAGAUGUUAUACACCACAAAUUAUGAAUCCUCACAGUGCCCUGACAUCUUUAACUCCAAUGGCAAGUGCUGCUAAUCAAGUGAAAAACAGUGUAAAGUUGCAAAACUGCAUCUCUACAGUGAGCUUAGGAUGUGAAUUAAAACUAUUAGACAUAUACUUUCGUACAAGAUAUUCGGAGUAUAAUCCGUCAAGAUUUCAUGGAGUUGUUAUGAAAAUUAUGGAGCCUCGCACCACAGCUCUUGUAUUUAGGUCUGGUAAGAUUGUGUGCACUGGAGCUAGAAAUGAACAUGAAGCUUAUAUAGCUGCAAGGAAAUUUACUAGGAUAAUACAGAAAUUAGGCUUUCCGGUAAAAUUUCUAAGUUAUAAAGUUCAAAACUUUAUUGCAACUGCAGAUUUAAGAUUUCCCAUAAGACUAGAAGCACUGCAGCAAGCACAUGGUCAGUUCACAUCAUAUGAGCCGGAGCUGUUUCCUGGUCUUGUGUAUCGAAUGGUGCGUCCAAGAGUGGUACUAUUGAUAUUUGUCAACGGGAAAAUCGUAUUUACAGGUGGAAAAUCACGAAAUGAAAUAUACGAGUCCUUAGACAUAAUAUACCCGAUACUAAGAAGUUACAGGAAGAAUUAGAGUUAUCGUGUAUUUAUUACUGUGUAUAAUUAAAAAAAAACCCAGUUGUCUGGUAUUAAUAACUAGUGUACCUUUACAUAUAUUUUUAUAAGUUUAUUUCAAUUGUAUUAAGUAGGUAUACCUAUAUUAGUACAAAACUUGAUAAUAUAAUAUUAUAAUGGUA
Leptidea sinapis is the source of this 1190-nucleotide messenger RNA. RefSeq lists its product as uncharacterized. The transcript has 6 exons. The coding region runs from base 143 to 1027 and encodes 294 amino acids. The record is from RefSeq and is a predicted model, not a curated record. Lineage: Eukaryota; Metazoa; Arthropoda; Insecta; Lepidoptera; Pieridae. Gene Ontology annotation, molecular function: DNA binding; RNA polymerase II general transcription initiation factor activity. Gene Ontology annotation, biological process: DNA-templated transcription initiation.